UUCUGGAGUGAUCUCUUCGCAACCAAAAAAAACUUUUGCUUUCAAUUUCUGGAAACUGCUUCUUUUCCAGAGGUGCUUUUGCUUCUGGUUGCCCAACAAUAGCUAGUCUAGCCGGUCCAAAACCAGAGCAAAAUCAGCUGGUUUAAAAGUUGCCCCCGAGUUAAACCAAUUCCAUCAAUUUCUUCUGCAUCCCUUCAAGGGUCAAGAUUAAAAUCCUUAACUGUGUGCAAAUGCUCUCAAAAUCUUAACACGCGGAAUUAUAAGAAGUAACCUAGAACCCAACCCCAAUUUUUUCAUCAUUUAAACCAUUUCUUUGGCAAUUUCAUCAGAAUCAUACAUAGCUGGAGAAGUAGUGUGGACUGUCAAACUUUUGCUAAGGGUAGAGGAUUUCCAUGGCGAAUUUACCCAACGCAGAGAAGUUUCUGAAAACAAUCGGGAUGGGGAAGAAAGAUCGCUACUUUUGGAAGCAAAUUGGCAAAGCUUUACUCUGCACGUAUACGGUUUUUGGUUUGGCUUGGUGGUACAAUGAAACAUCUCCACUUGGUUGGUGGACACUUAUGCCACGCCCUAAGGAAGAGAGAGAGAUGGCUCAUCUUUACGAGCGUAGGAAAUAUCCUUACCCAGGUGAUGAAGAAGCAAUGGAGCAGUUUGUUGCAAGUGGGGGCAUGAUCGGAACCACCAUCAGUCCAAAAGGGUUUGUUGAUUCUGGAAAUGAUUCCGACAACUUUCAGAAGCAAUUACAGUCGAAGAAAUUUGAACAAGAAUCCUUGAAGUUGUGGUUCCGGAUGAGGAAUGAGGUCAUUUCUGAACUCCAAGAGAAAGGGUUUGAUGUUGAAUAGCUGAAGUCAUCGUCAUCGAAAGACUACCCUGAAUUAUUGGAAGAUAUUUUGUUGUUUAUACAGGAUGUAUUGAAACUACUUUCUCAAGAAAUUGUGGAGGAAUAAUCAGAAACAUGAGGUGUCAUGUUGACAUUUUGAGAACCUCUUUAGUAAUUGUUGGUUCAUUUGCCCUUGAGUUUUUGCAAACUUGAGAUUUUACUGUUAAUGCAAUAGGGUACGAGUUUUCACAA
This is a messenger RNA of Papaver somniferum (opium poppy), 1069 nucleotides long. RefSeq lists its product as uncharacterized. The record is from RefSeq and is a predicted model, not a curated record. The coding region runs from base 393 to 839 and encodes 148 amino acids. NCBI's taxonomy places the organism in Eukaryota, Viridiplantae, Streptophyta, Magnoliopsida, Ranunculales, Papaveraceae. The transcript is spliced from 4 exons.